Arachis ipaensis is the source of this 1494-nucleotide messenger RNA. Lineage: Eukaryota; Viridiplantae; Streptophyta; Magnoliopsida; Fabales; Fabaceae. The record is from RefSeq and is a predicted model, not a curated record.
AUGGAAGAUAGUAUUAAUCAAGAAGCAACUGCUGAUAACAAUGAUUCUGUGAAUAAUAACAUGCCUGCCGAUACUCCUAUUUCGAAUGAUGCUGCUAAUCCUAAUUCCCGUAGUGCUAACGAUAGUCAAUCACAAGGUUCUUCGAACCUUAGGGGAAAAACAGAUUUAGCUUGGAAAUAUGUUGCUCUACAAACAGUGAAUGGAAAACCACAGUAUCAAUGUUUAUUUUGUCUACAAGUUUUCAAUGGAGGUGGAAUUCACAGGAUGAAGAAACAUCUAGCAAAGAUUACCGGAGACGUGAAAAAAUGUCCUAAAGUUCCAUAUGAUGUGGAAAAACAGAUGGAAAGUUUGUUGAAAGAUAUUCAGGCCAGCAAAAAGAAAAGAAAAGUAAGUUUUGGUGAAGAGGGUGGUGAUGAGGUAGAGGAUGCAAUUGAUGAGGCAAUCCAAGAAGAACAGGAACAGCAGCGUACCUCGAAUCAGCAAGGAGUUGGAGGCGAUCCAAAGAAAAAAGCCAAAGUCAUUCCUCCUAUGUUUGCACCAAGAACAACUCCAGGAGCUCAACCAAGUAUUAAGAGUGUUUUGCAAAACAAAGAGGCGAUACACGAGGUUGAUAAACGAUUUGCUCGGUGGCUUUUGGAUUGUAAAAUUCCAUUUAAUGCUGUGAUGUCGCCAUAUUUCCAAGAUAUGUUGGAUGGUGUUGCUGGUAUUGGACCUGGUUACAAGGGGCCUUCUUAUGAUAAGUUAAGGGUUCAUUUGUUGGCUGAUCUUAAAAGAGAAAGUCAAAUGCUAGUUGAUAGUUAUAGGAGUGCAUGGAAGGAAACUGGAUGUACCCUCAUGGCUGAUGGUUGGACAGAUCAAAGACAAAGGACGUUAAUCAAUUUCUUGGUGUAUUGUUCUAAAGGUUUGUGCUUUGUGAAAUCAGUAGAUGCUUCCAGUAUGGUAAAAAAUGCUUUACAUUUGUGUACUUUGUUUUCUGAGGUGAUUGAAUGGAUUGGCCCAAAUAAUAUUGUGCAUGUUGUGACUGACAAUGCGGCCAAUUAUGUUGCUGCUGGUAGGCUUAUCAAUAGAAAAUAUGAUAAUAUCUAUUGGUCACCAUGUGCUGCUCAUUGCCUUAAUCUUAUUUUAAAAGAUAUAAGCAGCAUGGCGCAUAUUUCUAACCUUGCAACUCGUGCUUCAAAGAUCACAGUAUUUGUGUACAAUCAUACGAUUUUCUUAUCUUGGCUAAGACAAAGACCUCGUUGGAGAGAAAUUGUACGUCCUGGUGCAACCCAGUUUGCAACUGUGUUUAUUACAUUGAAGAGCAUCUUUGACCGUAAAAAGGAGUUGCAACAAUUGGUUGUAGAUUCAAUUUUCACUGAUCACAAAUUAGGAAGGAGUGCUACUGGUAGAGCUGUGAGUGCUAUCAUUCUGGACGCCAAAUUUUGGGACGAUUGCUUUACUGUUAGUAACGAGUACAUUACAAAUUUUCAUAGUACUCGUCAUAACAAUGUUUAA